ACAGAGUGGUAAUGAGACAGACGUCAUUCUCCCUACUACAAAUCAGAGUACCAUCAAAAUUAUUUAGAAGCUCUUAUUUUAAUGUUUUUGACGUAAAGACUUUUCCUUACUGAUCCACCCGUUUCCUUCCUGACUUUUAUUUUGAAGAUAAUACAAGACGUAAUUGCAAAGUCCGGGUGUUCCUGUUAGUCACAAGCCUUCUGUGUAGUUGUUUGUCCGGCAGUUUUUUCGACACUGUGGAUUUAAAGUGCACGUAGUUGUUUUCAUUUAACGCCGGCAACUUACCUAAGCAGUUUAGAACUGCAAGUUUAGGUGGCGGGUUGAUUUCUGCAAUAUGUGUCAGUUAAGUGAAUUUGUAUUAAUGGACACAUCCAUUGGUUGCAUUCUGCUCAUGGUCGCCGCCGUCUAUGUAGUCCUGCAGGUGUUUCGUUUCAUCUUCGCGGAUGCCGACUUUACAAUGCUUUGGGCUGCCUCUUUUGGAAAAAAGCCUGAAUCUCAACUGAGGGGCCGGGUUGUGUGGAUUACUGGAGCGUCCAGCGGCAUUGGGGAAGAGCUGGCCUACCAGCUGGCCCAGAUUGGUGCUCAGCUGGUCUUGUCAGCACGCCGACAGAAUGAGCUGGAGAGAGUGAAGCUAGAAUGUUUGGGACGGUCCAGACUACAGGAAGAGGAUAUUCUUGUUCUUCCACUUGAUCUCCUGGACAGGAAGUCUCAUGAGGCAAAAACAUCAGCUGUACUUAAGCAUUUUGGAAAAAUCGACGUGCUCAUAAACAACGGUGGACGCAGUCAGCGAUCACUCUGCCUGGAGACCAACAUGGAGGUGUACCAGGCCCUUAUGGAGCUCAACUUCCUGGGCACGGUGUCAAUCACCAAGCACGUGCUUCCCCACAUGGUUCAGAGGGGAAUGGGCACUGUGACCACAGUCAGCAGUGUCGUAGGCAUCGCAGGGGCACCCCUGGCCACUGGCUACGCCGCCAGCAAACACGCCCUGCAGGGCUUUUUUAAUUCGCUGCGGAUAGAGCUGGCUGAUUCCCCAGGGAUCACCAUCAGCACUAUCUGUCCGGGACCAGUGCAAUCACAGAUCGUCCAGAACGCCUUCACAGAGAAGCUGAGCAAGUCAGUGUCGCAGGCCGGAGAUCAGCAGCACAAAAUGACAACCUCUCGCUGCGUUCGACUUAUUUUGUGUGGAUUGGCUAAUCGAGUGAAGGAGAUGUGGAUCGGCCAGCAACCAUUUCUGGUGUUUUUCUAUGUGUGGCAGUACACACCCACCCUAGCCUGGUUUGUGACAGGUAGACUGGGCCAGAAGAGGAUUAAGAACUUCAAGGCUGGACUGGAUGCAGACACUGCUUACUUCACAAAGCCAAAAGUCGCCUGAAGGCCUGUGGUGGCAGUCUGAGGCUCUGUGUCUUGAUUUGAUGUCACAUCUGCUGAAAUAUUUGAUUCCUAAUUGUAUUAACCUAGUCCAAAUGACACAAAAACAUUCUAAAUCUACCUUCGGGAGUGUUCACAGUAUCAUUGCAAUUCAGUGUGUUUACACCCUAACAAAAUGAUUAGAUGUUCUGUACACACUAUCUCUAAAAAAAAAAAGGAGAAGCAUUUUUUUUUUGAAAAAACUUUUACUGUAAUAAACUGUACAUACAAUAACAUUUUACAGAAAUAAAUUGUAUUUAUACAAGG
Molecule: messenger RNA, 1674 nt
Organism: Clupea harengus (Atlantic herring)
Lineage: Eukaryota; Metazoa; Chordata; Actinopteri; Clupeiformes; Clupeidae
Gene: dhrs7
Product: dehydrogenase/reductase 7
Molecular function (GO): oxidoreductase activity
Source: RefSeq, a predicted model, not a curated record